CUUCACUGGUUCAGAAAGCUUCACUUUGCCAUCACUAGCAAUAACAUUGUGUUUCUGUUUAGGCCAGCAGAGAAGGCUCAGCUGGCCCGAACGCGAUAUUAAAUGAUAAAAGAUAUGAGGUGGCGCUGGAGAGUCAGACUUGAGAAUGACUUCAUUCACGGAUGUCAGGUGACAAAACAGGAAGAAAGAGUGAGGAGACUUCUCGGAUACAGUGGGUUGACGACCAAAAAGCAGCAUUUUAAUUUGAAAGAAUCAGAACGAAAGAAGGUUUCAAGAGCUAAAUAACAGUAUGGAGGAUGAUGAACUUCCGUCAGCGGAUGGGUUGGCUCGGCGUGGCUCUCUACUUGCUACUCAGCAUCAUGGCAGUGUACUACGUGUUUGAGGUCCACAGCUUCAGUUUGGAGCACGUGCAGAAAGGUGGUGCUGGCCCAUCAGCCCCAUCCCUCACAAACAGCUGGUCUCAGCGAGUGAGUGCUUACCUGCCACCACUUCCUGUCUGGUUAUGGGCGUUGGUUGUCCUUCUGCCAUACCUGCAGCUCUUCCUCUUCCUUUUCUCCUGCACGAGAGCUGACCCCCGAGCAGUCGGUUAUUGCGUCCUUCCUGUCUGCCUCGCCCUGCUGUGCAAUCGGCAAGCCACACGCAAACCGGCCAAUCGGAAUGUUCCGACGCUGAUUGACACAUAAGAGGACGAACAAUCAGAAGCCUGCUGCUCAUCCUCAAGAGGACCAACAGACUGAACUCCUGCGUGCCUUUCAACCCCCUCUCAAUUAGUCAGGAGAAGAUGAACAGACUGCUCUGAGUUUGUGUCUCUGCGUAGCACGGCAUCUUUAUUACAAUAUAAUAAAAUGGAGAAACAAUGA
Molecule: messenger RNA, 860 nt
Organism: Pungitius pungitius (ninespine stickleback)
Lineage: Eukaryota; Metazoa; Chordata; Actinopteri; Perciformes; Gasterosteidae
Gene: lyset
Product: transmembrane protein 251
Exons: 2
Coding region: 297-683 (128 amino acids)
Source: RefSeq, a predicted model, not a curated record